Pectinophora gossypiella (pink bollworm) is the source of this 3369-nucleotide messenger RNA. RefSeq lists its product as uncharacterized. Bases 177 to 1715 code for a protein of 512 amino acids. Lineage: Eukaryota; Metazoa; Arthropoda; Insecta; Lepidoptera; Gelechiidae. The record is from RefSeq and is a predicted model, not a curated record. The transcript is spliced from 6 exons.
UUGAAGCGACUUCGCCUGUUUCUGGUUGUGUUUAUUAGUUUUCGGGGUUUGAGGCCAUAAUUCUAGAAAACUUUUAUGUUACGCGCUGAAAUAUCAAGCCUACAUCUUGGCUUGUAUUUUUGAGAUUUAAAAGUCGAGUUUUACAUCAGAUGUAGUAGUUAAAUUGAGGUCGGAACAUGGAAGGCGAAAUACUCGAAAAGGUCUUGUCUGGUCUCCAGAAAGGGCAGCCGUACUGCCUCAUUUGUUUCAAAACUUCAAACGAAACCCGCCUUGUUGUACCUAAAUAUCUACAGCAGUUCGCCAAAAACUUUAACAUAAACAUAUUCUCUAUACAACCAACGCUUAUAGAGAAGACCAUGCUAGCGUGCUACAUGUGCGAGGCCCGGGCGGGAGCCGCAGUCAAAUUCUACGCGGCAGUCCAGACCGCUGUGUCUGCUCGGUUGAUGCUUAACCGGCAUGCUAGUCACAAUAUGACGCUGGCAAAACCUAAAGACGUUGUAAUUAGUAUGUGUAACAAGAAGCUACAUGAAUACCAAACAAAGAGCACCCUGCGUCAAACAGAGGUGCUAAUUGUCGACAGCAACGCGGGCCAGUGGACGUCUAAGCGGAGCAUCCUUCCUUCAGCGUCUGAAGUUGCGAAAGAAGGCUCUUUAAUUGUGCCACAAAACAAAGAUGUGGAAACCGUAGUUUUAGACGACGACGAAGAUGAGCCUGAAUCACCAAAACUGGAAGCAGAGCAGCCCUUAGCUGAAAUAGUUCUUCUCAAGCGAUUCGUACGCAACAGUACCUCAGCCACGCCACGCAAAAUCCUACCCAAAAUAGUGUCACUGGACGAAUUGUUAGCAAACAAAAGCUCAAAAUACGCUGCCAUAGUCCCGAACCAUGACCAGAUAAUUUGCAGAAACCCUGAAAACCAAGACGCUUAUAUCUUGCAUCCUUUGUCUAUAGAUGACGAAGGAAACACUUCCGUAAGUACACUUUCUGCUUUGCUGGUCAACGGACAGCUGGUCCAUGAUACCAGACCAAAAUAUACUACAGAAAGCUGUGUGAUGCUUGAGAAUAAAACUGUCUUGAGCGAAAAGCGACUUAACACAGCCAAAGACACUGUUAACAGUGUUGAAAACGAUAAAAUUCAAAAUGGCGUUAAGGAGGCGCCGUUAAGAGUCAAUAGGUUAUUGCAAGACCUCCUCGCUUCAAAAAGUAGCGGAGACACGGAGGAUUUCGACAACGUUAUAGACAGAUUAUUACAAGAAAAAUUGGAGUCUUUCACGAGUAAAAACAACAGUAACAAGAGAUCGAAGGAAAUUGUAAUGGAGACAAUGAAAAGACAAAAAACUUCAACGAACAAAAGUAUUUUGAAUGAAGAAUACUAUCAGUUGCCGAAGUUGGCCGCUAAGGCAGUUGUGUUUGACAUGAACGCGGAGAUUAGACCGCCCCCGUUGGCGAGGCUGACAAAAGUGUACGAUCCCCAACUGCCUGUAGGGCCCCUGAUAACUAGCGUAAGGUCUGAAGUGGCCGCGCCGCCGCAGAAGACCGGGAAGGUCGAUUGGGAGGACAAAAUACCUAUGGAUUUAAUAUCUUAUGCGGGUCCUAAAAAAGUGUUCAUAGGCCCUACAAACAAAGACAUUGGAAUACAGACCCAACACAUGGCCGGCCAAGUGGAACAGACAACUAGCAGUCACCAAGCGGACCCCAAUAUAAUAGACCUUUGUUAAUAACAAUUAAGGUCUAUACAAACUGGAGCUGGGUACGUUCAUAACCGGCUGUAUGUAUAGACCUUUAUCAAACCGAAUUUGGUAAAAACCAAACCAAAUUUUGGCCAUGAGGUACAGUCAUGAGCAAUAUGAUAUACCCACUUUAGGACUCUGUCGCACUAACACAUUUGACAUUUAGUGAGACUUACAGUUCAGUUUGUCAAAAAAGUUAAUGUGACGUGGUACCAAAGUGUAUACAUAUUAAUGCUCGUGACCGUACACAGACAAGGGCGUGGUUGGCGCCCUUUUUUAAUUUUAUAUAUUAUUACUCUUAUUUCGCCAUGCAGUCACUAGAUGUCGCUAACCGUAUAAGCUUACAUAUGUAAAUCAGCGCCAUCUAGUGACCAUGUAUCGUAUCAUUAUGAACACGACUGUACAGUCAUGAGCAAUAUAAUGUACCCACUUUAGGACUCUGUCGCACUAAGAUAUUUCACAUUUAGUGAGACUUACAGUUCAAUUUGUCAUAAAGUACAUAUUAAUGCUCGUGACCGUACAUGAUUCCAGCGGACAUCUCCUAAUUUCGUUAUACCUGUCAUUUUCUUAUCCGCCGAAAAGGAAAGGGACAGAUGAUUGACAACUCUUAAUUUUAAAAUGAAUGGAUAAUCCGGGCGAAUUAAAUAGCCAUGUCGCUGGUAUGCAAACCGUUUUACGUGUGUUAUUAACUUAAAUAAAGAUCAUAGAAGGAAAGCUACAAGCAAAGAGAGGAAUUGGAAGACCAAAAAGAGCUUACAUGGAGCAGAUUAAACAGAAGGCGAACGUCGUGUCUUAUAAGGAAGUGAAAGAAUUGGCCUUUGAUAGACAAGAAUGGAGAAUGCUACACCGACAAGAGCGUGGCUCUUUGUGAUUAAAUACCAUACGUCCCUUUCGUAACCAAAGUUUCAUAACUAGUUAUAAAAAAUAAUUUUCUUCGCUGUUUGUUUCUGGAGGUCCGGGUUCGAUUCCCGAUGGGGACAUUGUCGAAAUCACUUUGUGAGACUGUCCUUUGGUUGGUAAGGACUUUUCAGGCUUGAAUCACCUGAUUGUCCGAAAAAGUAAGAUGAUUCCGUGCUUCGGAGGGCACGUUAAGCCGUUGGUCCCGGCUAUUAGCCGUAAAAACACCUCCACCAACCCGCAUUGGAGCAGCGUGGUGGAGUAUGCUCCAUACCCCCUCCGGUUGAUAGAGGGCCUGAGGCCUGUGCCCAGCAGUGGGACGUAUAUAGGCUGUUUAUGUUAUGUUUGAUAACCAGUUAACAGAGAAGACUCUUUUUCCAUUUUCGUAAUUAAUUAUACUUUAUAACCAGUUACGAAAAAUGUUUUUUUUUGUAACCACCUAAAGUAGCUUUUACACCGACGAGGUGAGGUGAGAAGAGGAUUGAAAUCGCGCCAAAAAAUCAUUAAUAUUAACCCUUUCACCGCCAAAGUCUGAUAUAUUAGACACGUAGUGAUGCAACUAAUAUCAUAAUUACUUGUGUGAUUGUUCACUGUAUUUAUAGGCCACUGAAAUUUAAUACAUUUUAAAAUGUUUCAAGGAGUAUACUGGGUGUUAGUGACAUCGUAACGAAUACUGAGAGGGAUGAUUCAGACCAUGUUUCUGAGUUAAUAUCAAGUGGAAUUUUCCGUCGCAAAAUUCAUGUUU